Molecule: messenger RNA, 1596 nt
Organism: Thyridium curvatum
Lineage: Eukaryota; Fungi; Ascomycota; Sordariomycetes; Thyridiales; Thyridiaceae
Exons: 1
Coding region: 1-1596 (531 amino acids)
Biological process (GO): transmembrane transport
Molecular function (GO): transmembrane transporter activity
Source: RefSeq, a predicted model, not a curated record
AUGGCUUCUGCGGAGGCUCACGCUCAUGGCGGUGUGCCGGGCACGAUCCGUCUCGUUGAUGAAAUUGGCUCCAGUACCGCUGAGGCAAGAUCCCACCACCAUGGCCACAUCGUCCUGCAGCCUCACCCCAGCGCCGACCCAGAGGAUCCCCUCAACUGGUCCCGGACCCGGAAGCUCAUGGCCGUCGGCAUGGUCUACUUGUACGUCUUUGCCAUCGGCAUAGCGACUGCAGUGCAGUAUUCGUGCUUGACGGAUAUCGCGGAUGCGCAGGGCCUGACGGUCAGCAAUCUCAACCUGGGUACGGGGCUCAUGUUCCUGUUCUUGGGCUGGGCAUGUCUUCUCUGGCAGCCGAUCGCUAUGAGCUACGGUCGAAGAGGCGUCUACAUCGUCUCGACAGUGCUGUCUAUCAUCCCCAUGGUCUGGGCUCCCUUCUCUCAGGGAGCUGGGCAGUGGUACGCCCAUCGUAUCUUGCUUGGCAUCUUUGCAGCCCCUGUUGAGAGUUUGCCAGAGGUGUCAGUACCCGAUCUAUUCUUCGCCCACGAGAGAGGCCACUACAUGGCUGUUUACGCCUUCGUCCUCUUUGGGUCCAACUUUCUCGCGCCCUUCUUUGCUGGAUUCAUCAACGACGGCGCCGGCUGGCACUGGGUCAUGUACUUUGGCGCGCUGGUCCUUGCAGUGGCUGCCAUUAUUAUGUUCUUCUUCAUGGAAGAUACCAUCUACUUCCGCGCCACCUCCGAGGGUGAUGAGUCCGAUAGCGAAAAGGCAGAACCGAGUGCCGAAGCCCAGCAGGCCGUGCAGGCCCAAUAUCCUCCGGCUAGGAGCUACAAUCAGAAGCUCAGCUUUGUGACUCUCCUGCCCGGCCGUCCGAGCCCGUCACAGACGCUGAUGAAGAGCUGGCGUGCCCUCGAAAUUCUAGUUUUCUUUCCAAACAUCCUGUGGGCCGGACUACUGUACGGCACCAACCUUGCGUGGUAUAACGUGAUGAACGGAACGAUGUCGACUAUUCUCGGCGGAGCUCCCUACAACUUCUCGCCAGCCAUGGUAGGAGUGGCAUAUCUGUCGCCUUUCGUCGCCGGCGCCAUCUCGUCUCUAUGGUCAGGAUGGUUCACCGAUACCGUAGCUCUGCGACUGGCUCGCCGAAACGGCGGUAUCCGUGAACCUGAGCACCGCCUAUGGACCUUGGCUGUGUCAGGCCUGCUAUCUUCAGUGGGUCUGAUCCUCUGGGGUGUAGGGGCCAGCCGUGGCGUACAUGUCGCAGGACUCAUCUUUGGUAUUGCGUUUGUCACCUUUGGCGUUGUGUGUGGUGGAGCUAUCGCACUUGCAUACACAGUCGAUUGCUUCAAGGAGAUCACCGGCGAGUCGAUGAUCACAGUCAUCAUCAUCCGUAACACUCUCGGAUUCGCCUUUAGCUACGCGAUCAACCCGUGGAUUAACAACCUUGGACUACAGAACUGUUUCAUUUCUGUCUCUCUCAUUGCACUGGUCUGCACUGGGACAUUCCUGCCCAUGAUCUGGGGAGGGAAGAGGCUGCGUAAGCUCUCGGCGCGGAAGUACUGGUUCUUUGUUGCUCGUGAGAGGGGCACCGCACUUUACUAA